Molecule: messenger RNA, 1967 nt
Organism: Panthera uncia (snow leopard)
Lineage: Eukaryota; Metazoa; Chordata; Mammalia; Carnivora; Felidae
Gene: ADPRS
Product: ADP-ribosylserine hydrolase
Exons: 6
Coding region: 94-1416 (440 amino acids)
Cellular component (GO): nucleus; mitochondrion
Source: RefSeq, a predicted model, not a curated record
CAAGGACUGCUGUGGUCCGCUGGUCUGGCUCAGGGCCCUCCCCUCAGGGACCCUUUAGUGGCCGUCCCGCCCGUCUGUGACGUUUACGGGAUUAUGGAGCUAAAAGCGGAGGCCAGGCCCAAACCAGUGAUGCCGGACGCCGGAGCCGCGUCUCCGGGCCGCUGGGCGGCGCUGUGGGCGCGGAGAGACGCCGAGGCUCCGGGCCGCUGGGCGGCACUGUGGGGCUGGCGGGAAGCGUUGCUGUGGGGCGCGCGCCGGCCGUACCGGAAGUGGCGACUGCUCCGCGCGGAUGGCGGUGGCGGCGGCGGCGGCGGCGAUGACGGCGGCGGGCUGCGCGGGGGCUGGGGCGGCCCGCUCCCUCUCUCGCUUCCGAGGCUGCCUAGCCGGCGCGCUGCUCGGGGACUGCGUGGGCUCCUUCUACGAGGCGCACGAUACCGUCACCCUGACGUCAGUCCUGCGUCACGUCCAGAGCCUGGAGCCGGACCCGGGCUCGCCGGGGAGCGCGCGGACAGGUGGGCGGGGCCGGGUGCAGAAGCAUUGUACUACACAGAUGACACAGCCAUGGCCAGGGCCCUGGUGCAGUCCCUGCUGGCCAAGGAGGCCUUCGACGAGGUGGACAUGGCUCACAGAUUUGCUCAGGAGUACAAGAAAGACCCUGAUAGGGGUUACGGUGCUGGAGUAGUCACUGUCUUCAAGAAGCUCCUGAGCCCCAAGUGCCGUGAUGUCUUUGAGCCUGCCCGGGCCCAGUUUAAUGGGAAAGGCUCCUAUGGCAAUGGGGGUGCCAUGCGGGUGGCCGGCAUCUCGCUGGCCUAUAGCAGUGUCCAGGACGUGCAGAAGUUUGCCCGGCUCUCAGCCCAGCUGACACACGCCUCCUCCCUGGGUUACAAUGGCGCCAUCCUGCAGGCCCUGGCCGUGCACCUGGCUUUGCAGGGGGAGUCAUCCAGUGAACAUUUCCUCCAACAACUCCUGGGCCACAUGGAAGAGCUGGAGAGUGACGCCCAGUCUGUCUCGGAUGCCAGAGAGUUGGGCAUGGAGGAGCGUCCCUACUCCAGCCGACUGAAGAAGAUUGGAGCCCUUCUAGAACAAGACUCAGUGACCAGAGAGGAGGUGGUGUCUGAGCUAGGGAAUGGCAUUGCUGCCUUUGAAUCUGUGCCCACUGCCAUCUACUGCUUCCUGCGCUGCAUGGAACCUGACCCUGAGAUUCCCUCUGCCUUCAACAGUCUCCAAAGGACUCUUAUCUACUCCAUCUCACUGGGGGGGGACACAGACACCAUUGCCACCAUGGCCGGAGCCAUUGCUGGUGCCUACUAUGGGAUGGAACAGGUGCCAGAGAGCUGGCAGCAAAGCUGUGAGGGCUACGAGGAGACAGACGUCCUGGCCCAGAGCCUGCACCGGCUCUUCCAGAAGAGUCUGUGAGGGCCACAGCUGCUGGGGCUCCACUGUGUCUAGCAGGACCAACUACAGCUCAGAUUGGAAACCCAGAGGCUUACCGCAGCAUAGGUUGCUGCCUCUGUCACCCUGCAGUGUGGAUGGAGCAUACCUCUGGGGCGGGGUCUCUGGGGGAAGUCAUUGGACAGUGAGUGUGGAGAGCUGGUGCCUCCAUGAUGCUCGGUUUCCAGCUCACUGCAGAGCGUUGGGCAAGCCCGGCUCUUCGGGCACACGGGAGGGAUCUGGACAGCUUUGAUCUUGGAAGGGCAUUUGUGGCAUUUUCCUUUAUUAUCUAACACAUGGGGUUGGGUGGGGGGCAGAAGUGAUCAGCAGUAGCAUCAUUUCCCCUUGUUGGGAUUUAGCCAGUUUGCCAGAGAGCAUGUCUUUGGACAGAGCCCCUGGGCAGUAAGUUUACAUGGAUCAGGGAAACCAGCACUUGCAUCUAGCUAAUCUAGAUACAUACCUGGCCCUUGACUGUCAUGGAGCUUAUUAACAGCUUCCAGCAGAACUCCCAGCAAUAAAAUUGUUGGUAAAUCCUA